AUGCUGAGGCUUCCUCAUACACUGGUCAGCCUGGCUGUGCAGCAAGAAAGUUCUCCAGGAACCAGUAUCUCUAUCACCUUGACCCACAAAAUGUGGUCAGGUUACCACUUAGUUAUUAAGGGAUAUUCACAAAGACGUUUUCUUGUGUUACUCUGUUUUCCAGAACUCCUUUCUCCAAGUUUGGACUCAGAAACAAAAGUGGUCAUGAGGGGUCAAAAUGUAUCGCUAAUUUGUUCCAACCAGAACAAAUCACUACAGAUCACCUAUUUUUUGUUUUGGCGUGAGAAACACCUGAGAACCCAUGAUGGGAAAAGUGAACCCAUGAUUUUUAACCUAAGCAUCUCAGAAGCCCAUGAGCUGGGCCCCUACAAAUGCAAAGCCCAAGUUUCUAACUGUUCAGUGGUCAAAUACAGUCGCGAGUUCAACUUCGUAUUUGUGGGUGGAGACGGCUGUCCCUUCUGCCUGCAGCUACUGCUUCCGGGGUUAUUGCUGGUGCUAAUCGUAAUAAUCUUGGUUCUGGCAUUUUGGAUACUACCAAAGUACAAAGCAAGAAAAGCUAUGAGAGAUAAAGCACCCAGAGACUAUGGAAAUACGGCCAGGGAAGUUAGAAUAUACGCAAAUAUCUGUGAAAAUCAAGCAGGUGAGGAAUCUGCGCGAGGCUUGGAGCCAAGGCAGUGUGUUCCCACAGCCCAAGAUGGAACUGGGUGCUCCCAGGGGAUACUCUAUGCUACCCCUGUGUUCCAGAAGGCGGCACCAAGAGUUCAUGAAGCCUGUAAUGAUUGUAAAACUGGAUAUAUCUAUUCUGAACUCAUCUUCUGAAAUUUAAAGAUACAAGCUACAUCUCAGAUUAAGAUCCUUUUUAUAAAGCUGAUUUAUAUGAAGAAAAGGCAAAUGUGAUUGAUACUCAAAAAUAUGUCACUGGCGACCUAAAGUGAAUUACUAUUUUUCAUGAUUAAACACCAUUCCUUUGGCCUAUUUGGGUACAUCCAAUCCUGUCAUCAGGCAACAGUUUUGUCAGGUGGGAUCCUGACUGGUGACCGUUUUUAAAUGCUUCUGCCAUUUUUAGGCAUGGACCAUUCUCCCCAUUGCCACAUCACUGAAAAAAAGAGGAAUUGCCAGACCACUGUGCUCUUCGUAAGUGGAUCCUGGGGGCAGAAUAGCGAUCACCUUUCCAGGGUCCCCAGCACCAUGCCCACCGAAGGUUCAGAGGAAAAAAACCAUGUCUAAAUUCUAAAACAAAAACUGGUGACCUUGAAAAUAUGUCUGAAGAAAAGAGUCCCAGUAGUUACGAGAGGAAAAUGAGAUUAUUCACCAAGGACACAUUUAUUAUCCAUCGCUAUUUCAAUUUGCUCUCAGAUUUUGGAAGGCUGCAAAAAUAUUUAUAUUGAUUUUCGUGGAUGUUCUCAGUCCUCAAAACUUAGCUAAUGUCAAAGGCAUGCCUUUAUGUGCUGCAUUUCCCAUCGGCAUUCUGUAGAGAGAGUAGUGUUCUGUGGGAGACAGGAGAAUGGAUUACUUUGACUGUCUUCACAAAUCACCACAAACUGGUGGCUUAAGACAACAGAGAUUUAUUUUCUCAGAGUUCUGGAGGCCAGAAAUCUCAAAUCAAGAUAUCAGCAGGGCUGUGCUCCCUCCAAAGACUCUAUGGGAGAAUCCUUGCUUGUCCCUUUGUUUCUUAUGCUUCCUGGUGUUCCUGAGCUUGUGGCAACAUCUCUCCAAUCUCCGCCUCUGUCUUCAUAUGGACUUCUUUUCCUUUGCCUUUCUUUUAUAAGGAUACUGGUCAUUGGAUUUAGGACCCCUCAUCUCAAGAUCCUUAAUUAUAUCUACAAAGACAUUUUUUGUUUUUAAGAUUUUGUUUAUUUAUUUGAGAGAGAGAGCGGGGAGAAGCAGAGGGGGAGGGAGAGGGACAGGAAGAGCAUGCGAGCCCAACACAGGGCUUGAUCCCAGGACCCCAAGAUCAUGACCUGAGCUGAAACCAAGAGUCAAAUGCCCAACCUACUGAGCCACCCAGGCACCCCCUUUUUCUUUUUAAGAUCUAUUUAUUUAUGAGAGAGAGAGAGCUGGGGGAGGGGCAGAGGGAGAGAAUCCUCAAGCAGACUCCCCACUGAGUGCGGAGCCUGACACUGGGCUCAAUCCCAGGACCCUGAGAUCACGACCUGAGCCAAAAUUAAGAGUUGGCCACUUAACCAACUGAGCCACCCAGGCACCCCUCUGAAGACCUUUUUUUCAAAUAAGGUGACGUUCACAGGUUGCAGGAGUUAGGACAUGGACUUAUCUUUUUGGGGAGCCACCAUUCAGACCACUACAGGGGUGGGUCAAAAUGAUAUCUGGUUUAAAUCUCUCAUCCUAGGUGUUAUUAGUAAAGUCCAAUAAAAGCCAAGAUGCAUUUGUAGGGUUCUAGAUGAACAAAACAACUUGGCCCAAAUUUUUCUGCUCUGCUCUUCUUCUGGGGGUUGCUUGAACCUCAGUCUUAAUAGUUCCCAACAGUGGACCUCUGACUAGAAAAAUCAUAGCUACCAGUUACUAGACACUAACUGUCUAGCAUCCUACAGGGGGAUAUUAUUAUUUUGCUUUUACAGGUAAGGAAACUUAGACGCAGAUGGGGUAAGUGAUUUCACAAGGUCACUCACAGCUUAGUAGUGGUUGAACUGGGAGUUAAAUCCUAGCAAAGAUCAGCAGAAGCACCGGCCAUGGGAAUGCCUCUCCAGGGUGGGAAGGGAUACUGUGCACACAGGUCCAGAUUAAUUUGAGGAUUUUGUUGCCAUAAAGCAGCAUUCAUGAGCAUAAUUUCUGCCCUUUCUCUGUUGACAUUUUUAUUUGGGGGGAAAUCAGUGUGUCAUAGAGGCUAAGAAAGUAAGGGUUCCAGAGUCAGACAGACUGAACAUAAUUUAGGCUCAGUCAUGUCUUAACUCUGUGACUCUGGAUAAGUUACGGGCUUCAGUGUUAUUCACUUGGGGGGACGGAGAAAGGGAGGGGUCCAUAAUGCUGGUAUUAUUAUGGAGCUGCAGUGAUAAUUAACUCAGGUAAUGAAUGUAAAGGGCUUGGAACAGGGCCAGGCAUAUAAUUUAAAAAAAAAAAAGGCUAUUUGAGGUAUGGUGCUUACUCUGCGUCCUACUAAUUGGCUGCUCCCCUUAGAAAUCUUUAAUAAGUCUUUGAGGUCUUAAACUUGGUAACUUGGUCACCAUUGGCUGCUUCUUCUGUCUUGAGGUCCCUCCGGAAGCAGAGCCUGAGACAAGGACUUGGAUGCAGGUAGCCUAUGUGGCAGGUGACCUCAGGCAGCAGGAGUGAGGGUGCAGGGCAGUAAAACAGGGAGGAAAAGUCAACACCAGGGUGGGGCGGGGCUAGCAAGCUCCAGACCAUAAUGGUAAUUGGAUUUGAUCCAGUUAAGACCUUCUGAAGUUUUGAAGUCCAGAAUGCCUCUGGGUUUCACAGCAUGCCCUGAAUCAAUAGUCUCUCAUUUUCUCCUUGCAAAGCUUUUAAAGCAGUUAGUAGAAGCCAACUUCUACUCCACAAUCCAGAUAAUUACCAUUGCCCUGUGCCUUUCAAGUGCUAAAACCAUUGCAGAGCCCAGUGCUGCACUUUCUACCUCUGCCUCCAUCCGCACUGCUGAGGAAGAUCUUAAUAAUUAUAAAGUAAUUGCGAAGCUAUGGCGUGUAAAGGUUAUCACCACCCUCCUCACCAGCCCCUUACAACAUCGCCUGUUGCUAUCCAUCCAAGGAGUAAAUCCGUUUCCUAGGGCUGCUUUCUAGGGCCUUCUGAUACCCUGUCUUAUCCUGGACUGGCCCUGAAAGCAGAGCCUGAGAUAAGGAUUUGGGGCAACUAAUUUAUCUGGGAGGUGACCCAAGGGAACAAGCAUAAGGGACUGGAGGAAAAGCCAGUACCAGGGCGUACUUUUGAGCUGGGCACUUCUAUGGACAACUGGGGAUUGAUCCCACUGGAACCUUCAGAGAAACGAGAAAAUGUCUCUCAGAACUGUCUUCUUGAGGACCUCUCCGUUGGCUUUCAUCCCUGAUUGGCUGAGGGUUGACCCAGGAGGUGAUGCCUCCCCCACUGCUAGUGCAUGUGGACAUUCCAAGCUGGCAUCUCACCCAGGGCGCUGCAACGCAUCGGGGCAGAAAAUGGGGGCAUGUGUUGUACACUUGAAGCAAGAUGCUGUCGACACAAAGUGAAUGAAGUCUCAGCGGCAGCUGGAAUCGGAGGUGAGGCCCAGGGGAUGUGAUGCAAGAUACGGAGGUGGCGGGUACACCAUCUCCCAAGAAUUCCUCUGUGACAACAAUGGCUGCCACGUGUGCAGCACGUACCAGGGUGCAGGUGCUGUGAAGUGCUUUGUGUACUCAGGCUCGUGUAGUCCUCACGACUCCAUCCUCACCCAGCUGCGACUUCCUGUGGCUGCCCACUCUACCUGAUCCCCCCUGCGCAGAUGUUCGGGCUUUCGGAUUGAAUUGUUCAGGAAGAAGAGAAAAAGGAAAGGGAAGAGGUCUACUGGACGCCUGGGUGGCUCAGUCGGUUGGGCGACUGCCUUCGGCUCAGGUCAUGAUCCUGGAGUCCCGGGAUCGAGUCCCACAUCGGGCUCCCUGCUCGGCGGGGAGUCUGCUUCUCCCUCUGACCCUCCCCCCUCUCAUGUGCUCUCUCUCAUUCUCUCUCUCUCAAAUAAAUAAAUUAAAAAAAAAAAAGAAAGAAAGAGGUCUACAGAGUUUUCCUUUCAAUAGCUACAUUUUUGUCAUGUCUGUUUCAGCUUCACUUUGGGUCUUUUUCAAAUCCAGAUUCUUUACAUUUUUUGUUGUGAAAUAGAGCACACAUUAUAAGAAAAUGCAUUAAAAUGGAUAUGGACAGCUUGGUAAGUUAAUACGGAGUGAACACUGCCCACGGCCUGGACACCCUCUGCAUGCCUCUUCCCACUCACGAACCCACCUCCCCGCCUUCACUACUCAUUUAAGGGGAUCGAUUCUUUGCUUGUCUUUAUAGUUUUACCACCAAGUAUGCAUUCCUGAAUACCGUCUUUAGUUUUGCCUGUUUUUGAAUUUCAUAUAAAUGGAAUCAUAUAGCAUUUAUUCUUGUGUCGGGCUUCUUUUGCUCAACAUUAUAUUUGUGAGGGCGCCUGGGUGGCUCAGUCGUUAAGCGUCUGCCUUCGGCUCAGGUCAUGAUCCCAGAGUCCUGAGAUCGAGUCCCACGUCGGGCUCCCUGCUCAGCGGGGAGCCUGCUUCUCCCUCUGCCUCUCUCUCUCUCUGCCUCUUAUGAAUAAAUAAAUAAAAUCUUUAAAAAAAAUAACGUAAAAAACAAAAACAAAAACCAUUAUAUUCGUGAGAUUUAUCCAUGUUGCUGCAUGUAGUUGUAAUUACAUCUUCCGUUACUAAAUGGUAUUCCACUGUUGGAAUCUACCAUAAUUUAUCUAUUCUACAGCUGACACACAUUUGGGCCGUUGUCAACGUGGGGCUAUUGCAAUUAUGCGGCUGUGACCACCCUUAAGCUAGGAACAUGUCUGCUGCUUCCCAACUGCAUGCAACCAUGCUGAAUAU
Messenger RNA from Mirounga angustirostris (Northern elephant seal), 5513 nucleotides. It is a transcript of the gene MILR1, whose product is annotated as mast cell immunoglobulin like receptor 1. Lineage: Eukaryota; Metazoa; Chordata; Mammalia; Carnivora; Phocidae. The coding region runs from base 1 to 819 and encodes 272 amino acids. The record is from RefSeq and is a predicted model, not a curated record. The transcript has 6 exons.